Stylophora pistillata is the source of this 2082-nucleotide messenger RNA. RefSeq names its product putative RNA-directed DNA polymerase from transposon BS. Gene Ontology annotation, molecular function: catalytic activity. The record is from RefSeq and is a predicted model, not a curated record. NCBI's taxonomy places the organism in Eukaryota, Metazoa, Cnidaria, Anthozoa, Scleractinia, Pocilloporidae.
AUGAGUGAACAAGAAGCCAUUACAGAUGUUAUGAAUAUUCUCGGGGCUGAACCCACAAGUGAUUCAGAUCAUCGAGAGCAACUUGCUCGUUGGGAUUGCUUCGCCGCUUUCAACAUGGAACUAAUUGGCGAUCUGACAUUUAAACUCAAUCCUGGACCCUCUAUGAACGAAAUAAUACCGGUCAUUGUUUCAUCGCAAGCCAAGCGCAGCCAUGCAUUACGGCCAACCACUGUGUUACAGAACGUUACCCUCGGCUCCAAAAAUUGCUGUCCCAGAGGAGCGAAUUGGCACAAUCUUAUCAGCAUAAGAUGCUCAAAGCAAAAACUGCAGAAUAGAUUCGUACCCAUCGACUUCUGUUUGUUGAAUACCAGAUCGAUCAAUAAGAAGGAACUUGCGAUCAAAGACUAUGCAGUCGACAAUAACGUGGACAUUUUCGCAAUGACUGAGACAUGGCUGAGUAAUAAUGAAAACUAUAAUUUUUCCAUCACCGAAGUCUGCCCCACUGGAUACCAGGUUUACCACAUUCCUCGGAAAAACUCGCGAGGGGGAGGAGUUGGUCUCCUUAUAAAGAAGCACGUGAAGGUUACGAAACAAACCCAAAGAAAUUUCAAGUCUUUCGAAUACCUGGACAUCGUAACGAUAUGCUCCACUGGGUCUACAAGAAUUGUUACCAUCUAUAGACCACCUCCAUCUGAGACAAAUCAACUAAAUAGUGCUCUCUUCCUCGAAGAAUUCUGCAUUCUCACAGAACAUUUAGUUGUGUUCCCUGGUAACCUACUUAGAGUGGGUGACUUCAACUACCACGUGGAUAAUAUCAGCAAUUUGGAUACUGUAAAAUUUAACAACAUGUUAGAAUCGUUCGGCCUAGUCCAGCAUGUAGAUGAACCCACCCAUAAAAAGGGCUACACCUUAGACCUGCUCAUAACUAGAGCCGAGGAAGAGCUAGUAAAUAGCACUGAAAUACGGUAUCCCAUGCUGUCCGAUCACUCUGCUGUACACUGCAAACUUCGUCUAAAGAAACCACCUCUGGAACAAAAGGAAAUUAGUUAUCGAAAACUGCGCUCGAUAAAUAUAGGCAGUUUAAAUGAUGACCUAAAGCAGUCCGAUCUACUGUCAACUAUCACCCCUGAUCUUACAGAUCUCAUUGAAAAAUACGAAAACACACUGACGGAAAUACUUGAAAUGCAUGCCCCUUUAAAACGACGCGUGAUAACCCUCCGCCCAUCAGCACCAUGGUACCACGAGGGUAUUAGUGAUGCUAAGAGAAAACACCGGAAGCUGGAGCGCCGCUGGCGAUCGUCAAGACUGUGCACUGACAGGCAGAUGUAUGUCGACCAGUGUCGGGCUGUGAAUAAAAUGCUUAAAGACGCAAAGGCUUCAUACUACUCGUCUAUUAUUUCAGAGAAUGCAUCAGAUCCAAAAGUGCUUUUCGACGCAGUUAACAAGCUAUUAAACCGCAAAGUAGAGAGACGCUAUCCGACCGCACACUCAACGAUUGAGCUUACGAACAAAUUUGCCGGAUUUUUUGACAAGAAGAUAGCAACAAUAAGAACAAAGCUAUCCAAUGAAGCAAAUAGCAGUACCCAGUCCUGGGAAGCAAACAAAAAGUCUUGUCAUGCCGAAUUCAAAGAGUUCCGAGUGAUGUCAGAGAGUGAGAUUGAGGGUUUUGUCAACACUAUCGGUAAAAACUCCUGCGAUCUUGAUCCUAUACCGGCAUCUAUUCUAAAGGAAUGUAAAUCAGCCCCUCUACCUGUCUUAGCUAACAUCGUUAACAUUUUGCUCCAAUCAGCAUCAAUGCCUGCUGCACUAAAAGAAGAAGCGAUCAAACCGAAGUUGAAGAAGGACAACCUGGACUCUGAGGAUUAUUCAAAUUUUAGACCUAUCUCAAAUCUGAAGGUCAUAACAAAGAUAAUUGAAAAGGCAGUUUCUUGUCAAUUGAGUGAUCACCUACGUGAUAAUGAUCUAGAGGAAUCUUUUCAAUCUGCGUAUAGGCGUUUUCACAGCACAGAGACUGCUCUCUUGAGGGUGCAAAGUGACGUUCUCUUAGAAACAGACGAUCAAAAAUGUGUUGUCAUGCUAUAG